AUGGAUGUCUAUGCAAAAGGAACCGAAAAUUUAAGGGAUACAAGAGCUAAAUCGCUACCAAAUAAAGCUCUAAACCCAGAAUCUACAGAGAAGAUAGGUGAAACUUGCCUGAGCGCCGCCUCCGAGAGCUCGCCGGAGAAAGAGAUUCGUCCAGAGAAGAGUGACCCGAGAGAAGAGAAAUGUGAAGAUAGGUUUUCAGUUGACGGGGAGGAACGAGACGGAAAGGAAAUGUACAUGAUGAGGAAAAAUGAGAUGAGAAUGAAUGAGACGGUGCAAAAUGGGACAAGGCGGAAACGAGAAGGAAUAAACAGGACGGGACAUAACGAGGCCAAAAUUAUACCCGACAAGGCAGAACGAGACGGGAAGAAAGGGAUGGGGCAAUACGAGACGGGAAAAAACAGAACGAGGAGGAACGGGGAGGGAAAUAGGACAGGGAGGAACGAGAUGGGAAAUAGAACGGGAUAG
This is a messenger RNA of Microthlaspi erraticum, 465 nucleotides long. NCBI's taxonomy places the organism in Eukaryota, Viridiplantae, Streptophyta, Magnoliopsida, Brassicales, Brassicaceae. The record is from the annotation of a GenBank genome assembly.